CCGGUUAGAAAUCACUUCCGGGUUUGAUUAUCUUUUUGUUUUGGUCCUUUUGUUUUUAGGAAUAAUUUGUUGUCAGUCUGGGAUGACCCCAUUUAUAUACUGAGUGCCAAGAAAGGGUGUCAACAAGACCAUUUUUAAAGAUUAUUUUGAUUCAUCUGAGGCUUGGAAAUGUCUGUAUUUAAGAGACUAUGGAGUGGAACUGAGAGAGGCGGGAGUAAAUCAAAAGUCGAAGUAGUGGAUGAGAUAUCAGAAUUUCAGCCUUACAACCCAUUUACAGAACUUCUGUUUCUAGAGCAGCACAAUGAUAUUGUACGACUUUUACUCAGGAUAGAUCCUAAAAGAUGUGUGUCUGCAGCAGAUGAUAACCUAGCUGUUGUUUGGGAUAUACAGUUUGGAUACAAGCUGGUCACCUUGAGUGGACACACCAGACCUAUUACAUGUAUGUUAAACCUUUGCUCAAAGGGAGACAAUCCAAAACAAUUGGUCACGGGAUCUUCAGAUAAACAAAUCAGGAUAUGGGAUGUGGAUACCGGUGAUUGUCUGAAUGUUCUCACUCAACAUGAGUCCUCAGUAAAGUGUUUGCUGUUAUUUGGUGUCAAUGGAAGUUUCUGUUCUGGAGGAGAAGUUGUAUGUCUCUGGUCAAAGAAAGGUCAACUCCUAGCAUCCUACCUACCUGAGGAAACUGAAAGUGACAUUAGUAAGAUGAUUACAAUAAGAAAUGAAAGAAUUGUCGCUUCCAUGGAUAAAUAUUUAGCUGUAUAUACAAUACAGCAGGUGAAAGGAGAGGAUGCUAAUAUUUCUCUCGUGAAGAAGCUUCCACCUCACAGGGAACCAGUCAGAUGUCUUAUCAAUAUAGCAGAUGACAUCUUUGCAAGUGCAUCACUUGAUGGAACUGUAAAGUUAUGGAAAACAGACAGCUUGCUGUCAUAUCGUUAUUUUAACUCUGUGAAUGAAGAGUAUCAAGGACCAGAAAAGACAUUCCCAUACAGUGUAGAAACUAUGCUCUGUUUAGCAAAUAGAUACAUAGUGGCUUCUGUGGGUUCAGGGUUUACCUUAUACGACACAGAAACUGGUCAGACUUUACUAAGAAAAGAACAUGCCCACCUUUCCAAGAUUAAUGAUCUCACUUUCACCUGUGAUGGCUUGUAUUUGGCAACAGCUGCUGUGGAUGGGUCUAUACGACUGUGGAGUUUUAUAGAUGUGAUCAGAGACAGUAUACAAGGAAAUUCUAAAUCCGGAAGUUUAUCCGAUGGCAUGCUAGAAAAGUGGUACACAGCUGACAGUCACAACUUAAAGAUGUCAUUAGUAGGAGAAUGUUUAGCUCAUUCUGGAUCCGUUCAGGUUUUGCUUGAUUGUGACGAAGAAAGCAUAGUUUCAUGUGGAGUUGAUGGACUUGUUAUUGUUUGGAAGAAUGAAAAUGUACAGAUGAUGAAAAGAAAUCAUGUCUUACAAACACUGAUGAAGUGUGCUGGAAUUGUGUGACAUCUCAGGCUGAAAAGUAGGAAUUCAUUUGGUUUUGAUAGAAAUGUGACAGUAAAAGCCACCAGAAGAGAAAUGUUACCAGGUGAACACUGUUUGGGUGAGGCUGAUAAAACUCCCAUUCAUUCAGAUUGAACAUAGAUCUGCAAAUGAGAGUACAGUUGUAAUUUGUGGCACAAAGGAAAAGAUCAUUGUGAAAAUUUCAGAAUUAAUUGAGCUCAACAUAAUGGCUUGCUGCAGGUGUUGAAGGCUUGUCCCAGGAGUCUUAAUUCUUUCAUGAGGAAGCCAUUUUACUUUCGGCAGGUCAGUGCUCCUUUUUUUGUAUGAAGCAAUGCCAGUAGGAAUAUAGAGGUUUUCAUUCACCAUUAAAGUUGAAGGAUAUCCAAGUUGCCGUAGCUGCAUGUAUGAUUUAAAAUGCAGUUAAAGUGAAUAAACAAGUAAGUGGAAGCAAAAAAAACUAGUAUUGUGUGAUUUAAAUGAGAGCAGAAAGUAUUGUGACAGAUGAUUGAUUGAUGUUCAAUAACUAGAGAGGAAAUAAUGACAUUUAAAAAAAAGCUUAUUUGGAUUGCCAUCUUGUUUGUUAAGUAUGACUCCUUUCAUGACAUUAUCAUAGGACUGGGACGAUUACUCGGUUAAUCGGAUCAGAUUCGAUUACUAGGUGAAACCGGUUUCAAUUUUGCAAAACCGCUAAUUGCUGUCAAACUGUAAACAUCACGAAUCGUAACUUUAUCUUUAUACAUUUCUUUGAUCAGCACAUAGUUCACAGUAAAUUUUCGCAAAAACACAUAAACUUGAACAUAAUCAGUAGUCUUGGAUUUGCAUGUCGUGAUAAAUCUAAAAUAAAAUACACCAAAAUAUGACUUAUUAUCACACUGCAUCUAAACGAUAAAGUUAGUAAGUUCCUAAUGAAGUCAGCUGCUGGAUGUACCUUGAUAGGGUCGUCAGGAAAGAAAACAGCAUCUCAAAUAUGGCGGCCGAUUAACCGGUCCGAUUCGAUUUCAUAAAAAUGAUUAACUGGUUUUCAGAAUUUUGAAAUCGUCCCAGCCCUACUUUAUUAUGUAUGUUUUUACUGUUAAAUGAACUGAUCCUACGAAGUAUUAAUAUUUUCUUGCUCAUUGUGGUUUUGUUUCUAGACAGUAAUUGAAGAAUGCUUGGGCCUACAGUGAUCAAACUUAAUACUAGGAUGAUCACCAGUCAUUGCCAGAAGAUGAUCCCUAUAGUUUUUGGGGUAAUUAAGUUGAAGGGAAAGGUCACAAUGGCAUUGACACUGAAAACUGUUCCCCAUCAAUAACUGGACAUUACCAGAGGUUGCACUAGUCAAAAAUUAGGAUGAUUGCAUCGUCUUAUGAUCCCUGCUAUACUGAGUCACUAUAACCUCAAGACUGAAAACAGCUCCAGAUUAAUGGUUUAAGAAUGCUUUGGUCUAUGACUGCCAAAUUGUCUGCUGUCUGUAGACGAGUCCUGUUGUUUUAAGAGCCGCUAAGUCAAAGGUCAAAGUCACAGUGGUCUGGAUAAUAAAACUUUGUUAUCUUUGGUCAGUAGAUGAAACUUGUUGUUUUGGAGUUUUAAGGUCACAGUGACUUUGAACUUAAAUGUUCAGUUAGUUUUAGAACGCUUAGGCAUGUAGUUAUUUAUUUAUUUGUGAUCAGUAGGGAAACUCCAGUGGGAUUGUUUUAGAUGGGAGUAUUAUGUCAAAGGUUCUUCAGACUGAAAAUUACAGGCCGUUGUUAGGGUAUAUGUGUUUUUUAAACAGCUUUUGUUUUUGACAUUUCAAUGAUUUUAGUGACCUUUAUGUAACUAAAACAUUCCUUUUCAAUGAUUAUUUUUAGCUGUCAGUCUAUGGCAUUUAUUUGUUUUACUACACUGCCUUUCACCAAUAGAUAAGUACUGCCUUUCACUAAUAGAAAACUACUGCCUUUCACCAAUAGAAAACUAAUAUUUUAUAUGUUUACACAUGUAGUAUGUUGACUAAACAUUCCAUGACAUUUCCAUCUAUAUUUAGACAAGCCAAGGCCACUUCGUGUUUGUAUGUACAUUUUUGUAUAAACUGUCAAUCCCAUCAUAACAUGAUCACGUUUUUGAUAACAUUUUAUAGAAAAUGAUUAAAAUAGACAGUUGUUUUUAAUAUCAUAGUGCAAUAAACGUGCAAUUCUU
Mercenaria mercenaria is the source of this 3633-nucleotide messenger RNA. RefSeq names its product WD repeat-containing protein 41-like. Gene Ontology annotation, biological process: regulation of autophagy. Bases 169 to 1482 code for a protein of 437 amino acids. Gene Ontology annotation, cellular component: lysosomal membrane. Gene Ontology annotation, molecular function: protein binding. The record is from RefSeq and is a predicted model, not a curated record. The transcript has 15 exons. Lineage: Eukaryota; Metazoa; Mollusca; Bivalvia; Venerida; Veneridae.